Molecule: messenger RNA, 3117 nt
Organism: Engraulis encrasicolus (European anchovy)
Lineage: Eukaryota; Metazoa; Chordata; Actinopteri; Clupeiformes; Engraulidae
Gene: pim1
Product: Pim-1 proto-oncogene, serine/threonine kinase
Exons: 6
Coding region: 317-1342 (341 amino acids)
Biological process (GO): negative regulation of apoptotic process; protein autophosphorylation
Cellular component (GO): cytoplasm
Molecular function (GO): ATP binding; protein serine/threonine kinase activity
Source: RefSeq, a predicted model, not a curated record
CGGUGUCGCUGCGUGGAGACCAUACACAACAGCGGGACUUGGCUGUAACCUCGUAUUUUCAUUUUUCUCGCAACGAGACCAUAAUAUUUACGUCUCUGUUAUUGUUUUUUUCCUCGUGAGUGAAGUCUGUUUGACUCGACGGACAGAACUGAUUACGGACUUUUCAAAUACCUUCGCUAGAUGAAAAAGGAUUUUCACCGCAUUUGGCCCACUUCGACAACGUGGACUCUUGGCGGCAUCACUUGCAUUCGACGGAGGAAUUCGACCUACUUCUUGGACUAAUCGUGGGAAAUAAUUUAAUUUGCGGAUUAUAAGAAUGCUUCUGUCGAAACUCAACUCUCUAACUCAUAUUUCCACCGUGGAUAUGCCGGCGAAAAUCCAGCUUCAAGUUCAUCAAGUUAAAGAAAGGGAGCCGUUCGAGAAGGUGUACCAGGUCGGCUCUGUUUUGGGAAGCGGAGGCUUUGGCACGGUCUAUGCUGGCUUGAGGAUUGCUGACGGCGCGCCGGUUGCCAUCAAGCAUGUUGCGAAGGAUCGGGUGACCGAAUGGGGAGAAUUGCCCAAUGGCAGCCGCGUCCCGAUGGAAAUCGUCCUUCUGAAGAAAGUGGCCACCGGAUUUCGUGGCGUUAUCAAAAUGUUGGACUGGUACGAGCGGCCAGACAGCUUCAUCAUUGUCAUGGAGCGACCGGAGACCGUCAAGGACCUUUUCGAUUUUAUCACGGAGAAAGGCGCCUUGCCAGAGGAGCUGGCGAAGAACUUUUUCCGCCAAGUACUCGAAGCAGUGCGGCAUUGCCACAAUUCUGGCGUGGUGCACCGAGACAUCAAAGAUGAAAAUAUCCUGAUUGAUCUACGGACGGGCGAGAUCAAGCUCAUCGACUUUGGCUCGGGGGCACUGCUGAAGGACACAGUUUACACUGAUUUUGAUGGCACUCGUGUGUACAGCCCUCCCGAGUGGAUCAGGCACCAUCGCUACCAUGGGCGCUCGGCGACAGUGUGGUCGCUGGGCAUCCUCUUGUACGACAUGGUGUGUGGCGACAUCCCCUUCGAACAGGACGAGGAGAUUAUCCGCGCACAAGUGCUCUUCAGGCGGCGAGUCUCAGCAGAAUGCCAGCAGUUGAUUAAGUGGUGCCUGGCGCUGAGGCCCUCGGAGAGGCCGUCCUUCGAGGACAUCUUCAACCACCCGUGGAUGCAGGGCAGCGGCUCCUCAUCCACCACCUCCUCCUCCACCAUCAUCACGACCUCCGGCACCGAGAAGACCAUCAAGCCAGCGGGCACGGAGAUCCGCCUGCACAGCCUGGCCCACGACUCCACGCCCUUCCCCACCGUCAACGUGGGCAGCAAGUGAAAGACUGGGUGAAAGGUGACAAGACUGACAGUGACGGACAGUCCCCUGCGUUACAGCAGGGCGAGGUGGGACUCAAAACGCACGGGCACGCCCUGCCUGCCUGGCCUGGCCCGGCCUGCCUGCCUGCUACGCCUGUUGGCGAACUCCCUGCGCCAACACGAGGUCCCAAACAAAUGGACUUCCGGGCCCCAGUGCCUGGGAACCUCUGCCCUUUCGUGGACUGAAGGUGAAGGGUGAGCGUGUGUGUGUACGUACGCUCACGCACUCCCAAGUACCUGUGGAGAGUGGCAAGAGGCGCACGUUUGCUUUUUUUCUCUUUUGUUUGCGCAAGCAACUGCGUCACGACUGAAGUGGACUGUAAAAGGGAGUGAAUGAGUACUACUGUGUACUGUUGGGGCGUUGGUGAAGGCUAGAGAGCGAUUUUGGUUCUUAAUCCUCCUGCCUCACCUGCCCUAUUGAGCGCGAGAGAAAUGGUCAAGAAGAACCAUACCUCUUAAAGUCGCAUGUGGGCAUAAGUCAGAAAGACUGGGGUUUGGUGGGGAGUCUUUUUUUUUAUGUCAUCCUCUUCAGACUGUGUAAACGGCACAAAGAUGUAUGUGUUUGUUUGUGUGUCUUGUCUUGUCUGUCUACACCCUGCUGAACCUGCAGCGGGGCCGGCCUUGUUUUGUCUUGUGACGGACCAAGAUGUCGGCAAGAGAUGUGAGAUCCACUAAAGAUACUACUGUCAGCCACUCGCAGUCUGAGAGGCUCCCACUGUGCCCCAGUUAUGUCCCAGGAGACCCCGCUGUCGUGGGCCCCAGGCUCCAGCGGGUCUCCAGUUCAGUGCCUUCUGUGGGAGAGUUUUUAAAACUGUUUUGUGGGGGGAAUGUCGAAUUAUACUUGAAAUGGAUAGCCACACCACCACCACCACUACUACUACUACUACUACUAGUACUACUACUGCUACCUUUUCCUCUCUUCUUUUUUUCUACCACGCUGAAAGGGUUUCCCUCUUAACUCUAUAACAAUUUCCUGCAGCAAGCACAACAUGACUUACUUUACUUAUUCUAUUCUAUUCAGACCAGACAACCUCACGAGCAAUCUGCAACUUUGAAAACAGACAUACCUCGCUUCUUUGCGCUUUUCAUUCUUUUCUCUGCCUCUCCUCUAAGAUUCCCCCAUAUACAAACAGUUCUACUCCACAUAAGUCACGUAUGCAACACAGCAAUGCAACUACAAUACUGACGGAAACCUAUGAUCUGCUCUUUUUUUGUUAAUAUCUGUAAAUAUGUAUAUGAAAUAUAAGAAUAUAGAUAUAUGAAUUAUAUAUUUUUGUCUUGAACCUCAAAAAUUCCAAGACAAUGCGGUGUAAAUAAUAUUUAUUUGAGUGAGGUCAAUUUUUUUGUGUUUUGCAAAAGAUAUGGAAUUAUUUAUUUAUAGAUUUUGUUUUCCAUUUCACUCUGAAGGGCCCACAGAAUUAUUUAAGACCUAUUUUUUACCUUUAUUUAAGGUUUGAUGAAUUGUAAAUAUAUGCCAAUAACCUUCAAAGCACUUGUGUCUCUCAAUGCAUGGUGUAUUGAAAGUCUACUGACAAUUGUUGUUGGAGUGUCUCAGCUGAGAAUGUUCUGGAGAAUGAAUGAGAUGUGUGUAUGAGUUUACAUGGGUUUCACCUCCCAGCUGCAGAUGAUUGCAGCUUGGGAUUUUUGUUUCUUCCUGUCAACUGAAUUAGCAAUGUAAAUUAAAUUUAGAAACGUAUUUUUUUAUACUGUUUCAAUAAAUAUUUUUUUAAACUUGAA